This is a messenger RNA of Klebsormidium nitens, 3534 nucleotides long. NCBI's taxonomy places the organism in Eukaryota, Viridiplantae, Streptophyta, Klebsormidiophyceae, Klebsormidiales, Klebsormidiaceae. The record is from the annotation of a GenBank genome assembly.
AUGGCGGCCACUUUGGCGCCAGCAGAUUGGCGGAAGCUCAGGGAAGACCAAAAGGUGUACGCAAUUCGUGGGGCACCUGGGCUCCGGCUUGAAGGCAAUGAUGGCACACAGCAUCUUCAGAGGUGUAUAAAAACUUUCAUUGAGGAAGGCACGCACUUCACUUUAACAACGGAAGAUCUUUAUAGACCUCGUAUCAAACCUGAGAGGGUGAUGCGCAGCAUCGUUUUGGAUCUGACUUUCCUGGAGAAAAGGCCGGCCCGCCUCCCGAUAGAGCCAGACUUUGGCUGGCCCGACAUGGAGUUUUUCCAGUCUCCCGAUCGUACCUUGGUACCCCUUUGCGAGAGGAUCGCAGAGGGUGCAUACCCCAAGCUAUGGGGUAUCGACUUUAGCACGCCUUCCCUGUACCCCAUGAGCACUGAAUUCUUUCGGCACAUUCUGAAAGUCUUGAAGAGCCCCAACGUGCGAUUGCAAUAUAUGGGGAUCCCAAGUCACUUGGGAGAGGAGCUGUCUCACGAAUUGCUGGAUGCAUUGGAGGGCAAUAGAAAGCUCCUGAUCUUAUUUUAUGAGUGGCCUGAGAAGAGCAUGGCGGCGAGGGCGGAGCUGCUACUUGACCGCAACUGGCAGCUGUUGGGCCUGGCCCGUGAGGCGCUAUCUGCUGCUUCUGCUGGAAAGCUCCUUCUUUGCGGUGAGGGCCGGGUGGGGAAGACAACAUUGAGGAAGACACUUUGGCCCCCAGCGGUGAACCAGGGCGAGCAGAAACAGCUUGGGGGCAAUGAGAGCGGAGGUGUGAAGGGAAAGGAGGCAGCAAAGCAGAGAGGCAACCUUCUCGCCGGACUCCGCUCAAAGUUGGUGUUGUGCUUCCGACCAGAGGAUAACUCAGUGAGCGAUGCGGCUGGCAAGAAGGCAGGCAGCAAGCAGAGGGGAGAGGCCAUGAUCGGAAGCGGCAAGUCGGGAGGCUCGUUUGGUGGUGUCAUAGAGGAGCAGACGGUGGCUGCGGGACUGUCAAAUUUGAGGCCAGAGGCCUCAACAAGGGGUUGGGAGGUGGAGCGGGUGAAGUGGGAGGAUUACACUAUGAUGCUGGUGGACUGCGCGGGUCAGGAAGAGUACCAAGUGUUGCAUUCUUUCAUCAUCCCUGAGAUAGCCAGCCAGGCCACGGUGUUCGUCCUUGUCUGUGAUGGGACGGAAGUGUCGUCGUUGAAGGCGAGGGCGCAGCUGAUUUACUGGCUGCAAUACCUGGUGUCCAGCAGCCGCAUGGCCAGGGCUGUGAAGGUGAUUGUGAACGAGAGAGAAGGGCGGGCUUGUGAGGGUUGGUGGGGCCAGCUACUGGGCGAGCUGUCUGUCACAUUCGGGGAACGAGUGCUCUUUCUCGGGGGAACGGAGCCGUUCUUUCUUGAUGCAAAGAAGCCGAGCGUUUUUCAAGCGAGCCGCCUCAGAGACGAGCUGCAGGGCCAUCUAACGAUACUGUUGAAAGACAUUCCGGGCGUUCCAGUGCUGGCAAACACAAUGCUUGAGGCGUUGAGGGGAGAGGCCAAACUGAAGGCGAACCUGCGCAUUGCAACAUGGCCAGAGGUCGGCGAGAUUGUCUACGUUGAGAGGCCGCACCGGCCCAACUCUGACCAGCUGGUCAUCCUCGACUCGGAGUGGUUUGGGCGUAAGGUCGCCGGGGAGCUGCUCUUUCCAGAGAGGCUCUGGUCCGACAAGGACCCCGAAAAGCGCAAGAGGGACGGGUUCGCGGUCAACGGCCAGCUCAAGCUCAAGGAGAUUGCGAAAUGCUGGGCGGGCAUACUCCAGAGCACGGCGUUUACGGCGGAGACGCUGAUGGACGUGCUGGUGGACCUCGAGCUGUGCUAUUGGUUGGAUGCUACCAAGAAAACGGUCCUGAUCCCGCCGUUCCUCCCGGCGCGGCCCCUUGUGGAAACGGCGUGGGCAGACCCCUCAUCCGGAAGCUCUGGGCGGGGCGACGGUCAAGUCGUGGGGAGGCAGCUGCGGUGCGCAGCGCCCAGCGAGGACGCGGCUAACGCAUCCACGUCGAGCACGACGGCAGCUGCGCAUGCAGACGGAGCGGCCCCUUCGCUGACACUGCUCCCAGUCAGCAUCCUCUACUUACUGCAGGUCCAGUGGCACGCCAAAUCCUCGCCCGGCCGGUCGCCGACCACCGGGCGGAGGAAGACGUGCUGGACGUGGUGGGCGGAGCUGGUGACCAACGUCAUCGAGGUCUGCGCGCGCCGCCUGCCGGGGGUGACGUUGCUCGAGGAGGCUGUUUUUGCCGCCGACGCGUCGGAAGACGUCCUUGCCAGCACGCGCUGCAAGUCGGUGGCCGAGAUUGAGCUGGAGGUAGCCCGCAAGCCUGACGUCAUCUUCGGACGGGAGAUCCUGGGGGCGAAACUGUUGACGAAGGAGGAGCUGGGCACCAUCCUCACCCGGCAGCAAAAGGCGCAUCAGAGUGCGCUGGAGCUCUCCGCCCUCGUGCUGGGCGGAAAACUCGAUCCAGAUGAAGAGGGGGUGUCAGCCGCCAAAGCGGUCGACCAAACGGGGCCAAACGCGCCGGUGCUGCGCGCGAUCAGGCUGAUGUCAAUGAGGUUGAACGGGAAGCUGAACGAGCUGACCAGCCUGGUCACGCAGCAUCACGUGGAGGUGAUGAGGGAGUUCCGCGCACUGCGGAGCGGUCAGGAGGAGCUGCUUGAGAAGCUCCGCUCCCUGCAGACGUUUCUCGAGACCAAAGACUUCCUGCCCCGCUUCGUGCACCUGGUCCCCGGCCGCACCGGCUUCCUCCGGCAGACGCUGGCGCUCCAUGUGCUGUGCGAAGGCGAGAUCGUGCCCCACAGGGUGGCUGGAAAGGAGGCCGGGAAAGAGGUGAAAGUGACGCAGGAGUGGGUGCGGGAAAUGGCACCCUGGCUGAAAACCUCUCUGAAGCUGCUCGUCGUCUUCGCCAAGAUCGGCGUCAAUAUCGCGGCGCCGGGGGCGGGGACGCUGAUCCCGGGGGUGGAGGCGCUACAGGGGAUCUUUGGGGGCACGCCGUUGGACGCGGUGGUGCGCGGGUACACCGCGAAGGAGAUUGUCGAUCUGGUGGACAAAAAGGUCGACUCGUUGGUGGCGUUUGUAGAGGGGACGGAUACCGUGAACGUUGAGACCGAUCCGGGCGUCGACACCCAAGCGCGGGCUCGGAAGCUGCUAUCCGCCGUCAGCGUGGGCCGGGACGACUUGCCCGGCCAGUUCGGGUUGAGUGCGGUCAAAUUUAUUAGGGAUUGCAAGCCCAACAACAAGGCGGGCCAGCUGGCUUGGUCUCAGAGCGGGUGCCUGACCGAGUGUGUCAUUUGUGACGCCCCCGAGACCGACGAGGCGUUCACAGGGUUUGAGGUUGCGGACAGGUCGGAGCCAGCGAGGGCGUGGGGAGCGCGGCCGGCGCGGGAGCAGUCCUGCCAUUGGUGCUGGGUUGACGGGGCGCGGGAGCGCUGGGAGAGCGAGCAGGCGGCGGGGACAGGCGCCCAGCUGAGAGAGCUGUUCAGGGAAGGGGCAAUCGCUGAGUUGGAUUGA